Molecule: messenger RNA, 3282 nt
Organism: Mycetomoellerius zeteki
Lineage: Eukaryota; Metazoa; Arthropoda; Insecta; Hymenoptera; Formicidae
Exons: 16
Biological process (GO): regulation of G protein-coupled receptor signaling pathway; G protein-coupled receptor signaling pathway; intracellular signal transduction
Cellular component (GO): neuron projection; plasma membrane; cytoplasm
Molecular function (GO): GTPase activator activity
Source: RefSeq, a predicted model, not a curated record
CGGACGGUGGCUUUAGACUCGAAGCUGUGGAAGAAGGGCCGCGAGUUCGGCCGUGCUCCGAUGGCCUGAUACGUACUGCGAGACGCAUUCAUGAAGCUCCACUGCCCUGACUCGUCGAUGGGCGUGCGGGGGUGACUGGAGUGAUGGGAUGGGGCCAGAGCCCCAUGGAGUUCGGGUAGACCCGUCUCCGGCCCAGCUCCCCAGCCCCCUCCGCCAUCGAUAUCGACACCGCUCCUGCCAGCGACGCAGAGGGCCGCCUCGAUCGCGAUGGAGGCCUCUAGCAAUCAACAACAAAAAGAGAAGGAGCCACGCGUUCACAGGCCUUACGCCUUCGACAAGAUGGAGGGGCUGGUGCGGGAGAUGCAAGACCCUGAGAGCGGGGUACCCGUGCGCAGCCAAAAACAAUUUCUCACCUCGAUCCCUUCAGCGUUCAUGGGUUACGACCUCAUCGAGUGGCUGAUGGAGCGGCUUGCCAUCGAAGAAUCAGUAGAGGCGGUCCAUAUUGCUAAUCAACUAUGCCAGUAUGGCUACUUCUUCCCGGUGAAUGACUCCAAGACACUUACUGUUAAGGACGAUAGCUCUCUGUAUAGGUUUCAGACACCCUAUUAUUGGCCGUGGCAACAUAGAACCCCCGACAACGUGGAGUACGCGAUCUAUCUGGCUAAACGAACUCUGAGGAACAAACAACGUCACGCUCUCGAGGAUUAUGAGAUCGAAGCUUUGAACAGCCUGCGUAAGAACUUGCAGAACAAGUGGGACAUAAUACAACUACAAGCAGAAGAACAGGUACGCUUAUCUAAGGAGCGCAAGAAAGGCGACAAGAUAGUGAGCGAUUCGCAGGAACGAGCAUUUUGGAGAGUAUAUCGACCGCCACCCGGUUGUCUCAGUAGCCUGGAAGCCGUGCCCGUACCCACUCGUUUUCGCCCUGGACUUCCACGACCUCCGUCACGUAAACGCACUCUCACUGGUUAGUGCCAAUCUUCAUCGAUUGGCUUUCCUGCUGUUUUAAAUCUCCGAUUUAUACCCGUAUAUAAUUUUUAACAGGUGGCCCUUCUACGGAAAAGUUUGAUACGCACGAGGAUAAAAGUUUCGACUGCGAUCGAAAAUUUGAAAUCAUACUUCGAAACGUACGUAGAAUACGAUCCAAUGUUCGUACAACCGCAACCUUCCAAUCCAUGGGUCACCGACGAUCAUACGUUUUGGCAAUUGAAUAGUAGCUUAGUGGACGUUCCUACAGAGAAACGCGUUAAACGAUGGGCGCUGUCGAUGGAAGAACUUAUGUCUGAUCCUACAGGUUUACAAGAAUUCACGAAUUAUUUAAGAAAGGAAUACAGCCACGAGAAUAUAAGAUUUUGGCUGGCGGUCAAAGAUCUCAGGCAUAGUUUUCAAGCACAAAUACCUGACAAAGUCAACGAAAUUUUUAGAGAAUUCCUGGCACCUGGAGCUCCGUGCGAAAUCAAUAUAGACGGGAAAACGAUGGAGAAGAUUCAUCAGGAAAUGAAAAAUCCGAGCAGAUUUACGUUUGAUUCCGCCGCGGAGCAUGUAUAUACGCUACUGCUAAAGAAGGACUGCUACCCUAGAUUUAUUCGUUCCGAUCAAUAUCGUAAUCUCUUAGCUGCUGGCGUGCAACCUCUGCAGAAGAAAAGAUUUUUCGUCUUCGGCGGCCAAACAAAGAAGAAAGUUUCCUCCACUUCGACACCAACGUCUAGCACUUUGCAGCACGCUAACAUAGGUGGUGGCGGCGGCAGGCGAAGAGGAAGCGACCGGAGUCUGUCUGGAAGCGCCCAUGAGCUCGCGGUGUGCGGCGUCCGUGACGUCACUUCCGCGCCGCGAGUUCCGCACUCCCACAGCCAGUCGAAUCUCACCGACAUUCCAUACAGGGAUGCUGGCACGACGGAAAUGGCAGUUCGCCCUAUGGACGACGUGUGCCCGUGGGAGGCCGUGCCGGGCCCGAGCACGGAGCACGGGGCAACGGGAGACGCCGUGUCCUCUGGAAGGACAGUGUCAGCUGAUCAGACCCGACACGUGUGGGACAGUGGCGGUCACGGGACGACCGCACACUCCGCCGAGGCACGUGCCUCCCGGAAGAAUUCGGCACAGUUGGACUCGUGCAGCUCGUCGUCGGACGUCAGCCUUGCUAUCGCGGACGUAUCCGAACGGUUGCGGAAGUCAUGUAGUUUGCAGCAUAGCGGUAGCAUAGGUACAUCGACUUCAGGCCCGAUAACGCGAAAUUAUUCUACCUGUUCAGCGAGCGGUCGUAUCAGGCUGGCCGAGAUAGGUCGUAUAUCCGUGUCGUCCUGUAACUAUCCGUCGCCUCAACAGUCAUUCGAGUACUCCCACGCGGUGGUAGAAAAGGUUGAAGAGAGAUCGUCCCUGGAGAAGAUCGUGCCCGAGGAGGAAACUGUCGCGGAAGCUGUCGUCGUCAAGGAGAGCCAGCCGAGUCCAAAGACAAGCGCGAAGGCGCCCUUAAUCAGCAUCAGCGCGAUCGUAGGCGAUCUACCGAGUGACAAUUCCACGAUGGAGAACGCCGACGAGGACGCGAGCGAAAGCUGCACGGCAAAGGAUGCGGGAGAGAUUGUCGCUGAGGAGAAAAUAAAAGGCGAGGACUCGCGGGCCGACACCGGGGCGGAUGUGUCGCCGGUGGCCGAGGAUCCGGCGACGACCGAGGAGCUGCUCGAGGAGGUGCAGGUCGUGCCUGUUUGGGAACCGGACGCCCAACAGGAGGACCGACCGGCGGCGUCGCAAGCAGAGCCUCGGGAGAAGCGUGACAAUAAUGUUAACGAAGUAUGCCCGUGGGAGGACGAGGAAAACUGUAGAGUGGAUGCACCCUAUGUAAAAACUUAUGCGACUUUAGGUUACUUGUAAUUUGUCGUUGAUAUUAAAUCUUGCAUUUUACAUUUACAACAUUCACAAAAUCGAUUUUCACUUUAAUCCACUUUACUGACCUCGCGUGUCCAGACCCUUGCGCGACGAAGCUUCGAUCGCUUCCUUAAUUAAGUAAAGACACAAAGCAUCUUUUGAGAACAAAGUUUACUUACGCGGAAGGAUUUAAUAAGACGAGUGCACUUGCAGUCACACGGCUACUGAUAGCAUUCAUUCAGCUGCAGACGGAUUUUCACGAUAUUGUGUCAGUAAUCACAAUGUUGCAUGCAAUGACAAAGAUUGCGACAGUUCGUUCGAUAGAAUUGAUAACGCGAAAAUAUGUAUGUCGCGAGACGAAAAACGAGCAUCGACGUCUAGUCUCUAACACUGCAUCGAGUACCUAUAUUUAUAUUAUACGUA